Molecule: messenger RNA, 297 nt
Organism: Prorocentrum cordatum
Lineage: Eukaryota; Dinophyceae; Prorocentrales; Prorocentraceae
Source: the annotation of a GenBank genome assembly
AUGGGCUGUCAGGACUGGCGCGAGCAGGUGCUGACCUCCGCGGCGGGCAGCGGGAACCAGUCCCUGCACCCCGACGUGCCCUACUUCAAGGGGCUCACCGUCUCGGUCCACACUGCGCUCCUGGACGUGACCGCGGACAUGGGCCCCACCUACUUCUGCCCGUGCACGGGCGAGGCGCUGCGGCGGGACGAGUGGCCGGCGAGCGCGGCGAUGAAGAUGUCGAUCCUGAAGAAGAAGGACAGCAAGUACGAUGUAGUCGCCAUUCGGGAAACGGGUUCUGAGGGAAGCGGGUCUUGA